Messenger RNA from Talaromyces proteolyticus, 1539 nucleotides. Its product is annotated as putative MFS alpha-glucoside transporter. NCBI's taxonomy places the organism in Eukaryota, Fungi, Ascomycota, Eurotiomycetes, Eurotiales, Trichocomaceae. Gene Ontology annotation, molecular function: carbohydrate:proton symporter activity. Gene Ontology annotation, biological process: transmembrane transport; carbohydrate transport. The transcript is spliced from 8 exons. Gene Ontology annotation, cellular component: membrane. The coding region runs from base 1 to 1539 and encodes 512 amino acids. The record is from RefSeq and is a predicted model, not a curated record.
AUGGCGAAUGCUCACUUCGCAAAGGCGGUUUUGCUUGUGGUCGGGGUUGUCAUGCAAGGAUUCGAUAUUGUGGCUGGAGGUCAGCUGGCUGCUUUGCCAGAAUUCCAAAGGCGAUUUGGAUAUCCGCAGCCAGACGGUUCUUAUCUGAUUCCUGCUCGCUACCUUUCCGCCUGGAGCUCGAUCGCUCCUGCGUGCGAAAUAGUUGCUACUUUUAUCUUCGCUCCACUGCUUGAGAGGUACGGACGGAAACCAGGAAUUUUAGCUGCCUCCCUCAUUUCCACCGCGGGUGUCAUUCUCCAGCAGCUGGCAACUGAUUGGCGAGUGCACCUGGCCGGUCGAGGUGUCAAUGGUAUUGCGAUUGGUAUUAUGUUCACCAUCUCUCCGCUAUGGAUUGGUGAAACUUGUCGGCCGGAACUUCGCGGUUUCUUCCUCUGUUUUUUCAAUACUAGCAUUGUCUUUGGACAGUUUGCAAUAGCCGUGGUGGCCAGAGGUAGUAGCCAUUUGGCUGGCAAAUGGCAAUGGUGGUUACCCAUAGUGGCAAUGUAUUUCUUUCCAGCUAUUCUCAUAUCUGGUUGGUUCUUCUUCCCCGAGUCUCCAUACUGGCUGGUGCGCCAGGGAAAGAACAGAGAGGCCCAGAGAUCUCUCCGGACCGUCUAUGGCUUCGAAAACGAGGCAUUCUAUGUAGCAGAAGUUCGCCGAAUGGAGUCGGAAAACGGACGAGAGAUUUCCACCCACGGUAACCUCACUGAGGGCUCCUACAAGUUCCUUGGCAUCGAUGUGUCUACCGAAGCCGAAUGCUUUAAUCGCACUAACCUCAAGAGAACCCUAACUGCAGUUUUUGCCGCCAGCGGACAGCAAAUGAUUGGAGCUACCUUUGUUAUUGGCUACGCAACAUAUUUCUUGGAAUUGAUCGGAGUAAAAGAUUACUUCGAUGCGUCCAUUGUCCUUUAUGUGGUGAUGUUGUUAUCCAGCAUACUAGCCUUCCCACUCACGGAAAUCGUCGGCCGACGAACCAUGAUAGUGAAUCCUCAGUUUUUUCUGUGCUUUGCACUUUUAAUAAUCGGUAUUUUGGGAUGCAUACCAAACCCAGAGAGAGCAAGCUGGGGUAUUGUUGUCCUCAUAUAUAUCUGGGCGAUCGUAUAUCAGCUUUCCAUUGGAGCCGUAGGCUUCGUGUUGGCUUCGGAAAUUGCUACAGCUCGCCUGCGAAGUACUACUCAAGGCCUCGUUACCAUCACCAACGCUGUGUGGGGGCUCAUCAUGCAGUUCACGGUCCCAUACAUGAUCAAUACUGAUGCAGGCCACCUGGGCGGCAAAGUUGGAUUCAUCUUCCUCGGAACAGGUCUGAUUGCAGCCAUUGGAGGAUGGUACCUCUAUCCAGAGACAAAGGGUAUUUCUUUUGAAAAGAUGGACGAGCUUUACGCAAGCAACACUGCUCCUCGACACUUUAGGCGUGUCAUGGCCGCGCAGGGUGAAAUAACACCCCAUACAUGCAAGGUAGAAGGCUCCGAGCAUGUAGAGGCGGUCAACUCCUCUUCGUGA